GAAGCUUCGACGCUAUAAAAGGGACCUCGGCAAGUUGAGUGGGGGUAUCCUAAUAUUGAAUGAGACGUAGUCCUUAUAUCUCUUUAAUACAAGUAGCCAUGAAGUUCUUGGUGCUGAAUAGCCAAACUGCGCAAAGCGAACAGCACAGCCUCUCAAUUCCACUAAACAUCGAACUUCCAAUAAAGCAGGCUUGACAUACCGCUCGACAAAAUGGACUUCUCCCAAUAUGGUGGCCCGUCAGAGGAAUGGCUCGCCGUGGAAAAGACCCUCCCCCAACUCUCCUUCGACACCUCCCUCCCUCCCACCGUGCUAAAAAAGGAUGUCAACGCCCUGCGCGUAUCGCUCGCAUCCGAAGCCAUGAAGACACUCAGACCCAAAGUGCAAACGGCGGAUCACACCAUUCCCACCCGUGACGGCUCCACGAUCGGCGCACGCAGUUACAGGCCCGCAUCGAAGGACCCCUCCGAGAAACUUCCUGUGUAUCUGUACUUCCAUGGCGGUGGAUUCCUGUUCGGCAACCUGGACACGGAAGACCCGGUCUGUGCGGCUAUCGCUAUUCAGACUGGCGUUGCAGUCUUGAGCGUGAAUUAUCGGCACACGCCGGAGCACAAGUUCCCCACCGCAUGGUGGGACACGCACGAUGCGUUUGCCUGGCUCCAUCAAAACAUCGACGCAAUCGGCGGCGACCCCUCCAAGAUCGUCGUAGGCGGGAUUUCAGCGGGCGGACAACUCACCGCUUCUCUUGUGCUGGAGAAGCAUCUCGGAAAGGCCCUGACCGAGUAUCCUCCCAUUGCUGGGCAAAUUCUUCUGAUCCCUGCUCUGGCGCAUCUUGCCACGUAUGAGGAUGGACCGAUCAAAUUGAUGAAGAGCCCAGAGGUGUCGAGUUACAAGCAGAAUGAGAAUGCGCCACUGUUGCCCGUGUCCGCGAUCAAGUACUUCUACAAUCUCCUCGAGACGGACAGCAAACCGGACCUGAAGGACACCAAGUUGAACAUCGUGAAUGCGACACCAGAAGAAGUGAAGGGGCUGCCGCCGACGGUUUUCUGUAUUUGUGGUUUGGAUCCCUUGAGAGAUGAGGGCUUGCUGUAUGCGAAACUAUUGAGUGAGGCGAACGUACCUACGGAUACGUAUUUGCUGAAAGGCAUACCGCAUGGGGCGAGGAGGUUCGGGAGCCAAUUGAAGGCGAAUGCGAAGUGGGAUGAGGUGCAUCAGCAGGGUAUUUUGUGGACAUUGUCCAAACCGGCGGCGACGGGGAACCUUGAGGUUAAGGUCUUUGAGUCUUGAGCGUAGAUAUUGUGGUAUAUCCAUAUUGCCUGUGAAGCGUCAGAAGGCCUCUGUGCCGAGCCGAGUUAGUUAGAUGCUCUGCCUAUAAUCGUAGGGUCG
Molecule: messenger RNA, 1383 nt
Organism: Westerdykella ornata
Lineage: Eukaryota; Fungi; Ascomycota; Dothideomycetes; Pleosporales; Sporormiaceae
Product: alpha/beta-hydrolase
Exons: 1
Coding region: 211-1284 (357 amino acids)
Molecular function (GO): hydrolase activity
Source: RefSeq, a predicted model, not a curated record